AUGUCCCUGGCCGUCCACGUUUCCAUUCAGGCAGCGGACCUGGCAGAACAGCUGGGUGACCAGUUUUCUGCGAGAGACAUUGCCCAGCUGCCUGCUGCACCUCCCCUUGCUGCGCUGAAGUAUCCUGCCAAUUGCCACCAUCCUGGGUGGACAGCCGCACAAGUACAAGAGCUGUGCUGCGAACCCAUCAGGAAACACGAGUUGGAGGCUGCCCUUGCAGGACCGAAAAGACGAAGUGCCCUGGGAGCUGAUGGUGUCACCUUCCAGAUGCUCCGUAACCUGGACGGAGCUGGCCGCCAGCACCUGCUUGAGUACUACAACGACGUCUGGAGCAGUGGGGGUCCUACCGGAGUCAUGGCGCACUGCGGUUGUCGCCCCGAUCCUGAAGCCCCGGAGAAAGCCAUGGCCCUCUCCUCGUACAGGCCAGUCUCUCUCACCUCAGCACCCUGCAAGGUGCUGGAAAAGGUGGCCUUGGAGCGACUCGAGUGGAUUGCUGGCCAACUCGAGUUCUUCCCGGAACAACUGACUGGCUUCAGGCGCCACCGGUGCACAGCCGACUCCAUUUCCGAUGUCGUCUCCACCCUUGAGGAUGCCAAGAGCUGUGGUGACGUGGCCAUGCUGCUCCUGCUGGACGUGGAGAGUGCCUUUGACAGUCUCCCACACGAGGUCGUCGAGACGUCGCUGGACCGGUUUGGCGUUCAAGGGUGCCUCCGCAGCUUCGUGACUGCCUUCCUGACCGGCAGGACCUUCCGGGUUCGAGUCGGAAAGGAGACCAGCAAACCCAGGGACAUCACCGCAGGUGUACCACAGGGCUCUGUGCUGAGCCCCUUCCUGUUCAACCUGGCGAUGGCAGGGCUCCCCGCUUCUCUUCCUACAGGCACCAGGUUGCCGGCCCACUGCUCUGUCUACGCCGACGACGUGGCACUCUGGGCCCGGGGACCGAGGCGGUCCGUUCCAGCCAUCAGGACGUCACUGCAGGCGGCCCUUGAUGCGGUGUCCGCCUAUCUGAGUGGCAUCGGACUCAAGGUCUCCGCAACCAAGACCGAGGCCCUGCUGAUCCACCCGCUGACCGCAGCACGACGCUACGUGAAGCAGCUGAGAGUCGGCAACCGCAACCUGCCUUGGAAGCUGACGGUGAAGUACCUGGGGCUCACCAUCGACCACCGUCUCACCUGGGUCCCAGCUGCCAAGGUCGCCUGCACACAGGUACGGCGUGUUCAGGGAGCCAUCAGCAAGCUGCAGCAGCGUGGACGCGGCUGCUCAACUAAGCUGGCGCUUCGACUCAGCCAGGCUUCAGCGUCCUCAGUCCUGCUGUACGCCUUUCCACUGGUGGCCCUGACGCCUGCCAGGAGACUGAACCUGGAGGGACAUCACAGGAGAGCAGUGAGGGCCAUCCUGGGGCUCCCCACGUACUCCCCCGUGGCAGCAACCCUGGCCGAGGCUGGAGAGUGGCCCCUGUCCCUGCACGUGCUCCAGCGUGCUCUGGGGCAAGUAGACCGCCUACACAGUGCUGCCGAUGGCAUAACCCUCCUGGAGCGACUUCGCAGACAGCCGAGGUCACGGAUGGGUGGUCUCUGUGCACUCUACCACCAGAUGGUCCCGGACCCGCCAGUCCCGGUGGCCCCUCCACCACCCCACCACCAGCCGCCUGAGGUCCACCUGUACCUGGACGGGGUAACCAAGCGCCGAACACCUGCUGCAGCACUGCAACAGGCCGCCGUCUCCAAGCUCCACCAGCAACUGGCAGGGUGGCUCCAGGUUUUCACUGACGGAUCCGUCAUGCCAGAUGAUUCAGUGGCGGCCGCCUGCGUCAUCCCAUCCCGGGCCAUCAGCAGGCAGUGCCGACUGCCCUUCCCGGUGAGCUCGACGGCUGCUGAGCUGGCAGGGCUACACCUGGUGGCGGACCUGCUGGCCGAGGACCUUCCGGCUCAACCGGUUGCAGUCCUGUGUAACAGCAAGGCAGCCAUGCAGAUGCUGGCCAACCAUCGCCGUGCCGGGCUCACGGGGAGUCUCCUGGCAACCAAGUACUGGUCCCUGCAGCAGCCGGGACCUGGCAACGAGGAGGCGGACACGCUGGCCAAGGCAGCAAACCAGCUGGGAACCCCCAUCACCCAAGCCGUGGUGGUGAGAGACUACACGCAGGCCCUUAUCAAGAAGCUCCUCGCCUUGGUCCACCCGGGCCAGAGGGUGGCCAAUGGGCGGGGACCCAGGCGUCUUCCCGAGGCAGGCCUCACCAGGAGAGAACGAGCCAACCUGCUGCGGCUGCGGACCGGAUGCGUGUGGACCGCGGCCCGCCGCUACCUCAAAGGAUGCUGCGCCUCCCCAGCCUACAGCCGCUGCGGCGACCUCGAGACCCUCGAGUACCUCCUCUGUGCCUGCCCAAGACGUCACAGUUCGACAGAAUUUGUGGCGCGAUCAUGA
This is a messenger RNA of Rhipicephalus microplus (southern cattle tick), 2421 nucleotides long. RefSeq lists its product as uncharacterized. The record is from RefSeq and is a predicted model, not a curated record. Lineage: Eukaryota; Metazoa; Arthropoda; Arachnida; Ixodida; Ixodidae.